AUCCUGAGCAGAGCUUCAUCACAUCAACAUGAGUCUAUCCAGGUGUUAUAGAUGUACUUACUUGUUCCUCUUCAUCGUGGCGGUUGCUGGAUGGCACGAUCUGGAUAACACUGAGUACGACUGCUGGCCCCUGGAAAAACCAGAUGAGUUAAACAUGAUUGACUGUGGAGGAUUAGAGAUGGCGUGGGUGUUGCGUCCUCCAGAGAGGAUUCUGAGCGGUGAGGAGUUCAACGUCAUUUAUUCAGUAACGGUUAAUGAUGAGUUUUAUCAGUGGGCCGUGGACCGUAAUCUAUUCCUUCACAGGUCAAUUAAAGAUGCCGAUGAAGCUCGACGUUUCUGUGAACAACAUGAAUGUCCCAGUAACUGGAAAGAUGCCAAUGAUGAGAACUGCUGCAUUCACCACGCUAACAUCCACUCCUGCCCUAUGGGUUACAUGAAAGAAGCAGAAGAGAGAAUCUGUGGUCCGUGGAUUCCUGAUGAUGGCAAAAUCUUCACUCACACCAUCUCAACAUCAGGCAAAAUGACCCAAACCAACUGGACUGCCAAGGUGGUUCUGGUCCAUGAGGGUCUGACGUCGCUGAUCGCACACAUUCGUGUGGGGAACAUGCAGGUGGCUCUAGAGGCCAAGAGCACUGUCCUGCCCACCAUCACGUGUGGUGAUGAUGUGUGUGAUGUAGAGGAGAGCUGCUCCACGUGUCCAGCUGACUGUGGUGAUUGUCCUCUCACUGCUUCAGUACGUGCCGCUAUAGGGUUAACUGUGACCCUCAUCAUCAUCAGCUUCGUGGUCACUGCUAUGUGGUUUAGGUAUCAAAAACAGAAGUUGUUGUGGGAUGAGAGCUGGAUCAUAGACUUCAGCCAAAUAAAACAAGACCAUGUUGCCCGGGCGAUGGGAAGUAUAAUCAGCAUUCCAGCAGUGAACGUUGACUCCAAUGCCAGCUGUGUGACGGGUCUCAGCUCCUGCACUGGCAUGGCAACCUCUAACAAACAGCUGUACACACACACUGGCAUCUAUGACGGACGAACUGUUGCCAUUAAGAUGAUAAAAACAAAGACAUUUUCUCUGUCAAAGGUCAUCAGGCAGGAAGUCAAGCAAGUCAGAGAACUCGACCAUCCGAACCUGUGCAAGUUUUUCGGAGGUUGCAUAGAGGCACCCAACAUUGCCAUAGUAACUGAAUACUGUCCCAAAGGCAGCCUGAAUGAUGUGCUGCUGAACGAAGAGAUCCCACUGAACUGGGGCUUCAGGUUCUCGUUUGCGACGGAUAUCGCACGUGGAAUGUCGUACCUGCACCAGCUGAAGUUCUGUCACAGCAAACUCACUUCCUCUAACUGUGUGAUUGACGACCGCUGGGUGUGUAAGAUCACAGAUUACGGUCUGUGUGUGUAUCGACGUGAAGAUUGUGCUGAGCCGCUCACCACAUACCAGCAGCGGCUGAAGGAAGUGUACACUCCUCCUGAAGCCCUGAACGGCAACCUGGAGCCCACACUAGCUGGAGAUGUGUUCAGUUACUCUAUCAUUCUGUUGGAGAUCGCCACAAGGAGUGAUCCAGUCCCUGUGGAGGACAAUUCAACAGACUGUGCCUGGUGUCCUCCACUUCCUGAACUGAUUACUGGGAAAGCUGAGAACACUUGUCCCUGUCCUACUGAAUAUGCAGAGCUGAUUCGUCGAUGCCGCUCACAUAACCCCGCCCACAGACCGACCUUCGAGCAAAUCAGAAAGUUUGUUCAUAGGAUCAACCCUCACAAAGUCAGUCCAGUGGAUAUGAUGAUGAGCCUGAUGGAGAAAUACAGUAAACAUCUGGAGGUUCUGGUAGCAGAGCGCACACAGGAUCUAAUGCAUGAGAAACAGAAAACUGACCGACUGCUGUACAGUAUGCUGCCAAAGCAGGUAGCUGAUGAUCUCAGACAGGGGAAACAAUCUCAGGCUCAGAGCUACGUCAGCGCUACUGUCUACUUCAGUGAUAUAGUGGGAUUCACACAGUUGUCCAGCACCAGCACUCCGUACCAGGUUGUCGACUUUCUCAAUAAACUCUAUACAGCUUUCGAUGAAAUCAUCGACAAUCAUGAUGUCUAUAAAGUGGAGACCAUCGGAGACGCCUAUAUGGUGGUGUCAGGUGUUCCCCGUGAGAACGGGAUCCUUCAUGCGUCUGAAAUUGCCAGCAUGGCUCUGGACCUGGUGUCUGUGUGCAAAACCUUCAGGAUCCCACACAAACCCCAAACACAGCUACAGAUACGUGCAGGAAUACACUCAGGCCCGGUGGUGGCUGGUGUGGUUGGGACUAAGAUGCCACGUUACUGUUUGUUUGGAGACACCGUAAACACAGCAUCACGUAUGGAGUCCACGAGUGAAGCUCUGAAGAUCCAGUGCAGCUCCAGUGCCUUCUACCUGCUGGAGGAGAUCGGCGGAUACACACUCACGUGCAGAGGAGUGCUACAGGUCAAGGGUAAAGGGGACAUGGUGACAUACUGGUUGGAGGGGAAACAGUCAGUGAACGUCAGUAAGGAGAAUAAAGAGAAUAAAGAGAGGAAGGAGAGGAAAGUGGAUGAUGGAGACAGAGAGCAGUUUAAUCUCCUCCCUGGAGUCUGCAACAACAACUACGACAACACCAACAAUGAUCUGCUUUUUGACCCCAACUAACAUACACACACACACACACACACACACACACUGUGCGACAUGCUUUGCUCAACCCUGAUGUUCAGGAAACAAACUCAGUCAUUUUCAUCCCGGCCUUUAAUCUCUUAUUAAUGUCUGUAUUUAUUUACUGAUAAACUACACUGUAGAUGUGACUGUCACACUCAACACUUAUUAUCAUGCUCUUUCUUAGCGCGAGAUGUAGCAUGUUGUUGAUCUGUAUGAAGGUUGUGUGCUCAUUUGUUUCUCUCUGUAUUGUUGUGUGUAGUUAUGUACAGCUUACCGCAAAGCUGUAGAAAAGUUUUAUACCUAGAAACACG
Molecule: messenger RNA, 2952 nt
Organism: Tachysurus vachellii
Lineage: Eukaryota; Metazoa; Chordata; Actinopteri; Siluriformes; Bagridae
Product: atrial natriuretic peptide receptor 2
Exons: 23
Coding region: 29-2635 (868 amino acids)
Biological process (GO): receptor guanylyl cyclase signaling pathway; protein phosphorylation; cGMP biosynthetic process
Molecular function (GO): protein kinase activity; ATP binding; guanylate cyclase activity
Source: RefSeq, a predicted model, not a curated record